This is a messenger RNA of Chara braunii, 1697 nucleotides long. Lineage: Eukaryota; Viridiplantae; Streptophyta; Charophyceae; Charales; Characeae. The record is from the annotation of a GenBank genome assembly.
CGGUAGCUAGCGUUGACAAGUGACGGGUACAAAACAGUCUUCAGGAUGGCAGAUCAAGGAACCUCUACACCGCAGGGGGACGGCAGAGCUACGACACCUGCCACAAGGACGGACAUCUCCAUGUCGGAUGAAGAUGCUCAUUGCGAAAUGCUACGAGGAGGGAAUCAUUCCGGAGAAGUUCAGACAUGGUGAAUGGGUGGUAGAAGGAGGAAUUCGACUUUUCGAAGUCAAACCAGGCUUAGAUACGCUUGUAACAGCUUGGCUCAAGGAGAGAACCGUGACGGUCAUCUUCCAAGGAGAAGCGAGAGACCUUCCGCUUAGAACUAGAGAGGAUUUGGUGCGGGCUUAUGAGAAUGGCUGGUAUAGAGAGAGGAUCUUUGACAGGUCAAUAAAGCGGGGUAGAAUUCAUGGGAAGGGUCCAAACGUACUCUCAUAUGUAGCUAAGUCUAGGGAAGUGGCUCAGUGGAUGAUUGCGAAAGGAGAAGAUAAGGUUACGAUUUGUGGGAUCGAAUAUGGCAUGAUGUUUAAACCUUGGUUGACCAAGGCGGAACUAGAGGAACGCAGGCGACUAGAGGACGAUUCUAAAUUUUGGGUGAUGGCACUAAGGGUGCCUCUUCGAGUAAUGUUUCAUGUGGAGAGCAUAGUGGAAACUGCGAUGGGCCGAGUCAUCAAGGCGAUUCCUCCGGAACUGGACAAAACUAGACCAAAGCUCAUGAACUUAAAAUUUGAAUUGGUACGUGAGGCGGAGGAGAGAUUUGAAGAGGAGAUGCCUAUCAAAUUGGAUGACGGCGAAAUUCAUUACAUAAAAUUCGCCUGCAAGAACACUCCGUGGUGUGAUACGUGUCAUUGGUACUUUCACACGGCAAUGGAGGACUGUCCGAGACAAGGGGAAGUGCAGCAAGAACAACAACCGAACAGGGGAGCGAGAGAAAACACCUUCGGAACAAGCCGGAGAGGGGAGGGUGAUGGAUCGCUCAAUAGAGGUAUCUGGGCAGCAGCAAGGGAGGUCCAUCCAAGCGCGAGUGGUCAUUCCGAACCAAGCUCGUCGUCGCAAGGAAACCAGAGCAGAUCGCUCGUGCAGCAACCUCAAGGUACUCUCAAUGCAGCGGCGACAGUUGUACAACAACAACAACAAGGCACAUGGAUUCAACAACAUCCAGCCCUACUUCCGCUGGUAGGAGGAAUGCAUCCUGAUGCUUUCCAAUGGCAAGCACUGUACCAAACUCUGAAUCAAGAUCCCCGGUUCAGCGGCUGGUUGGCUGGUGCUAAUGGGGCCAUGGUACCACCAUGCGACUACCCAUACAGUGGGGGUCAGUUCAUCAACCCUCCGGGAGGAUGUUACUGAGCAUCUCUGGCUGGGCCUUCUAGGCCCCGGGCGGCUUAUCCAGGUCCAAGCAAUGUUCCAGUACCUCAAGCGGGUGGCCUGAUUGGAGGUACCACUAUUGGCAUGAACGGAGAUGGCAUAAAGGAGAUCCACCAAGUGGGGCAAGAUCAAGUAAGGACCCACAGAGUGGUUCAUAGGACCCGGGUGGAAGUGGGAUGAUUGGUGCCUCUCCAGGUCAUGUUCCAGGUGGCAUCCCUUCCCCUGAGGAAGGCGCCGCCGGAUUUGAAGAAAGAUGGCUACUACCGCUAGUAUGUAUUAUGCAAGCGCAAGUUGUGCACGUGAUUGGUCUCGUCAACAAAGAAGGCAAGAUGAC